AGUUACUUCAUUCGUUGCGACGUUUAAGUCGCAGUAACAUUAGAUUGUUGUGUUAUUAACUGCUUUGUUAUCACUCGCAAAACACGUUUUUAUACCAUUGAAUAUUAUACGACCGAUCCCAGGCAAUCUUUAUCUCUGUGCUUAAAGAUGUUUUGAUAUGUGUAGUGUAGUCUACAAAUACAAUGUUUAUGAAAUGCUGCUGUUGAUUAUUUAACACAGGGCUAGUCAUGCGUAAUGAAGAAUACACAUAUUAAUUGUGCCUGCUUCAUUUCACAUUAAACUUAUUGCCUCAAACAUAUUGUAUAGUGCACAGUGGAUGUAGUGCAUAGAACAAUGAGACAGUAUCAACAAAGAAGAAUCCUUAGCAACUCACCUUGCAGUUAAGCGGUAAUGCAGUAAAAAUGCAGCCGUCAAUCAACACCUGCCUCCUAGGCCUUUUAGGCUUUCUUACCUAUGUCAAAGGAAAUCUUAUUGUCUAUACCCAGGAUGUACCGCAUACGAUAGCAGAUGAAUUCCGUGACAUGCCUGCUAGUUUCGGUCCGGAUUUGCCGGACGAGGGCCUGCGCGGCUUCCUCGUGGUGGGCGAACCGGCUAAUGGCUGCGGCGUCAUGACCAAACCACCUAUUGACGAGAACUUUACUGGCAACUGGAUUGUGCUAGUUGCUAGAUACAAUUGCAGUUUCGAAGUAAAAGUCCGCAAUGCGCAGGCGGCUGGCUUCCACUGUGUCAUAGUACAUAAUGUCAACUCAAGUGACCUAGAGACAAUGUCGGCGAGUAAUCCCAUGGGAAUAGAUAUCCCCUCGGUAUUCGUGAGUGACGUAGCUGGGAUCAUCUUAUCCGAAGAGUAUAAUUAUACUAACCGGUACUAUAUAAUGGUGAACGGUGAUCUUCCGUUUAAUAUCAACACACACCUACUUCUGCCCUUUGCGAUAGUGGUCGUGUUGUGUUUGAUAGUCAUACUUGUGUUUAUGAUAGUAAAAUGUAUAAAAGACCGGCGACGAGCGAACCGGCAUCGUCUUCCGAAUCGUUCGCUUAAAAAGAUUCCUACUUGCAAGUUCAGCAAAGGGGACCCUUACGACACGUGCGCUAUUUGCCUUGAUGAUUAUCAGGAAGGGGAGAGGCUACGAGUACUUCCUUGUGCACAUGCGUACCACGCCAAGUGCAUUGACCCGUGGCUAACUCAAAAUCGCCGCGUGUGUCCCGUUUGUAAGCGGCGCGUGUUUGCCGCUGGGGAAAGGCGACGCCCUCACCCUGACUCCGAUACGGAUGAUACGGAACCACUUGUGGGAGACUCCCAGGAGGGAAAUGAUACCCAGGGUGGUACAUUUGAGGAACAACGGGAAAACCCUUUCGUGAGAGCAACGCGGUACAUCGCGCGACUGAGGGCCCGACAACAAGAAUCCAAUAAUGCUGAGGUAGAAGCACCUCAAGCGCAGAUUAAUAGUAGUGAAGUUACGGUAGACGUAGAGCCAGUAGAUGACACUCAGCCCCUACUGGCGUCCGUCCGUCGCCAGAAUCGGCGCAGAGGUCGCCGAUCUCGCUCUGCGCACGCGCAGCCCCCGUCUGCGCCUUCACAGCCAGAAAUCGGUGUAGCAGCUUUACACGCCCCUCAGUCACAGGUGGAAAGACAUUUCGUUGAUUUAUGAAUACAAAACAAUAAUUUUAUGUUGAAGUUGGUACUCACCGAUUUUUCUAUUGAGUUAUCUGCCAUUUUUACUGUGAUGGGUAAAGGGUUAUACCACACUUGGCAUGGUGGCGUUUGACUUCUUUCCUGCUUAAUUUGUAUUACGCUAUAUUUUUACAAUGGAACUAGUUAUGUUAAUUUUAAAAAAAAUCUACAAAUCCUAUGAUUUGAUUAUUAAUUUGGAAAUUGACAGAUAAUAAUUUUUAACACCGCUUGGAAAAUUGUCAAGUACUGAAACAUGAGUUCAUUUUAAUUCCUUUACUUAAUUUUUUACUGGCUUGAUUAAUACAUUUU
Messenger RNA from Pieris napi, 1978 nucleotides. It is a transcript of the gene gzl, whose product is annotated as E3 ubiquitin-protein ligase RNF13. The record is from RefSeq and is a predicted model, not a curated record. The transcript has 12 exons. Lineage: Eukaryota; Metazoa; Arthropoda; Insecta; Lepidoptera; Pieridae. Gene Ontology annotation, cellular component: cytoplasm; nucleoplasm. Bases 402 to 1646 code for a protein of 414 amino acids.